AUGAUGCAAUCCGGGCCGAUCAAGCUGCAUCCCGCUACGCCAUUGCUCCUACAGCUGGCAUCCUCCCACCACCACCGGCACACCAAAUUGAUUGAACGACGGCCGGUUCACCAUCUGUCACCGCCGUCACCGCAGUGGCCCGUCUACAACGCCCGGUCCAAGACACGUUCGCCCCUUGACCUCGAUAUUCAUUUCGGGCACAUGAACGUAGACGACUUGUCGAGUCACGCGGAUGCACACACACGCUCCAUCAAUGAUCAGCGAAAGGUCGGUCAAACGCCGCAGCUUCAGCCACGCAAUCGAGAGAUCUACGACGCUCCAAGAAUCGUCGGCUUCCCUGGCCAGAGUUUGCCUCUGGUUGGUGGCAAGGAAGGACUUGGAGGAGAUGUUGCUUUGCUCCCUCCUCAAGCUAUGUACGUGCGGCCCGCGUCGCACCGCAUGGCAUUGCAUCACCAGCGUCUGGCGGGCAGAUUCGAGUACGAUGCAGAAAGAACAUGGCAAAAAGAAAAAAGCCACAGGGGGGGUCAGCUCGACCGGCGGGCAGUCUCACCAGUUGGCGGCGAGGACGGUACACCACCAAGGCGCAAAAUCCCAGCCCUUUUUGUCUGUGGCUGCGGAGAUGGCAUCCAGAGUUUGGACGAAAGAGAGGGGGGCGGCCACUGUGGCUGGACGAAGGACAAAAUGAUGGAUGAUUCAGCCGCGUGUCGCAACAGCCGCUGGGGAGACAAGGCGCUCUGGAACUACUCCGGUCUCGUCCAGGAUCUCGUCACCAUCAAGAAGUCAAGUGGCUGUCUGGCCGUCCAUCGCGCACACAAACUUGCCCGAGAGAACCACUGGCAUAGCCAAGAAGGCGUGAGAGCUUCAUCGCAGCAUGGCAGAAACAGGGGACAACAGGAACUCGUGAGGACGGAUACCAUGGGGAAGUCGGUCGAAAGUGAGACUGUGGAAAUUGCCAACAAUGUGGUGCAAAAGUCAUUUUGA
This is a messenger RNA of Cordyceps militaris CM01, 981 nucleotides long. RefSeq lists its product as uncharacterized. The record is from RefSeq and is a predicted model, not a curated record. Bases 1 to 981 code for a protein of 326 amino acids. The transcript is spliced from 8 exons. NCBI's taxonomy places the organism in Eukaryota, Fungi, Ascomycota, Sordariomycetes, Hypocreales, Cordycipitaceae.